UGCCUCCGUCUUUUUAUUCACAUUCCUAUUCCUUCUUCAGCAAUCAGACAAGUUCGUCACAAUCCUAUAUAUCUAUCAAGAUAUCUACCAAGCAAUCUAUUAAGCAAUCUGCUUAAUAUUCUAUACAAAUUCACUCAAAUAACUUCCGCUACCAAGCAAUGGCAUCAUACACUUCCAAGUCAUCCCGCGCCAUCGUUGUAGACAACCGUUCCUCUCGCUCGUCAUCUGCAAGCUCAUACAAUACAAUGUCUUCGCGCACUAGCCUAGGCGCUGGUUCUACCUCUUACCCCAGUGGCUAUUCUGGAACCUCGCCUGUUGUCCACGAGCAUGGCCGAUCUGCUAGGGCCGAUAACUUCAUCGUUGACAUCACGCGCCGGUCUGAUGUCACCGUCUUCAACCACCACGGCACUGGCUAUGAAGACAAUGCCCCAUCUCCAGGUUACAGGAAGCCCGACCACAGAGAGUCCCAAAAGACUUCGGGCAGAACCACCCACUCGGGAUCUCGCUGAUUAGAGUCGACAUGUCUCAUUCAUUUAUGUUCGGCGCAUGGGCUUCUGGGAUUAGGGCGGGUUUUUGGACGGAAAUAUUUAUUCGGCUAGGCACAGAAUUAUACCAUGGGUCUCUUAAUAUUUACGGGAGCUGGAUAUUCAGCAGGAAGACUACAGAAUCGCCCCAGGGCUACUAGAUGUGUACAGUUACUAGCGAC
This is a messenger RNA of Daldinia decipiens, 706 nucleotides long. RefSeq lists its product as uncharacterized. Bases 159 to 509 code for a protein of 116 amino acids. The transcript has 2 exons. The record is from RefSeq and is a predicted model, not a curated record. Lineage: Eukaryota; Fungi; Ascomycota; Sordariomycetes; Xylariales; Hypoxylaceae.